This is a messenger RNA of Angiostrongylus costaricensis, 426 nucleotides long. The record is from the annotation of a GenBank genome assembly. Lineage: Eukaryota; Metazoa; Nematoda; Chromadorea; Rhabditida; Metastrongylidae.
AUGCGAUCUAUGCUCAGUCAUGUAGGAGGCAUCGAAUCGAACUUGCACCUUGUGUUUUCGCUUCGUCGCAGUAAUGGUGCUCGUCUGUCUCCGAAGCCGAUAUGUGAUCGACAGACGAAGGAAUACCGUUGGACGACCUUUCCGCUCUCCGUCCUCAUCUCCGUCGUCGACUACGACGACGACGUCGCCCGACUCGGCGGCUUAUCGACAAUGUGCGAGACGGCUGGCGGCGAGCCGACUGAUUCGCGCUGCUGCCGUCGCCCUCCGCUCCGCCGCCGUCUGUGGGCGCUUGCCGCGUGCCGCUCUGCGCUCUCCGUCGCCUCCACGGUCUGCUCGCGGCUUGAACGCCGACGCCGCCCACCGCCGCCGGCGUCCGUCUGCGUUCAAGCUGCAGCCGCUCGCUCACGCGUCAUUCCGUCUGCUUAG